Cutaneotrichosporon oleaginosum is the source of this 1721-nucleotide messenger RNA. RefSeq lists its product as uncharacterized. Gene Ontology annotation, molecular function: phosphatidylserine decarboxylase activity. NCBI's taxonomy places the organism in Eukaryota, Fungi, Basidiomycota, Tremellomycetes, Trichosporonales, Trichosporonaceae. Gene Ontology annotation, biological process: phospholipid biosynthetic process. The record is from RefSeq and is a predicted model, not a curated record.
UGGAGCUCUUGCACGCGGCAAAUCCCGUCUUGUGGUGCUAGCCACGCGCUGUUAGGAUGUCAGCGAGAAGUCAUUCCGCAGUGACUAACCGGAGCCAGCCUCACCUUCAAGGUGACGGUAGUUCUGCAUGUCUCGAAUCACUUCAGCACCUUCGCCCCCGCUACACCGCCCAUGAGCCGUCGCAGCGCGCUUUCAGAGGAUCCAGCAGCCGAUGUGGGAGACCCGGACUCAUGCCAAUCUCCGCCGAUAUAUUCAAGCCUCGCAAUAUUAUGACGCCAUGAUCGACGCCCUCGUCCGUGCCCACUUUCUUCUGAUCUCUCACUCAUCUCCAUCCCUUCGCAAUGGACGAUCCCACAACUGGCGCACCAUUCUACCCCUCCGCAUCGAAGCCCGCCGGGCCCGCACUUGACGGCCUCGACGCCUCCGCCGAGAUGUUCCUGAACCCCGCCGACAGCCCCAGAGUCGACGCGCCCAGAGCGGCUGACCACGACUACCAACCUCUGUGCGAUAGCCUGUCGCAUAUCGUAGCGAGUAGCGAUCCGGCGCGGUUCGCGGGCGCCCAGCCGGACCAACUAGCGCCCUCCGAGAUUCGCAAAGAGGCCGUCCAUGCUGCCACCCCUACUAUCGCCGACAAGAGCUGGCUCAAGCACUUCUUUCCCUCCGCCGAAACGGUAGACCGCCUUUUUGCUCGCGAGCACAUGGGCAACUUCGUAGUCGACCGCCAGACCGGGCGCAAGGUGUUCGAGAGCAUGCCUCUUUAUGUGCGCGUGGGCAUGCACCUGCUCUUCGUCUCGGCAUCUCAAGCUGUCGCAUACCGUGCCGUAGAGCAGCUGCUCAUCACCCAAUCCUUGAAACAGGGCGAGCAGUAUGACGCUACGGGUCCGGGCGUGCUUCCACACAUCCAGGCGUUCAUUAACGCUUAUGCCAUUCCGCUGGAUGAGCUCCUCGAACCCGACCUCACAAAGUACCCGACUUUCAACCACUUCUUCGCACGCCGGCUCAAGGCGGACGCGCGCCCAGUCGCCUGUCCCGACGACCAGAGUGUGGUAGUGUGCCCGGCAGACUGCCGACUCAGCGUGUUCGCGACGGUCGAGGCCGCCAAGACUCUCUGGAUCAAGGGCCGAAAGUUCACCAUCUCCUGCCUCCUGUAUGGCGACGACAAGGACGAUCACCAGUUCGACAGUGUUGCCCGCUCGCCCGCCUCCGUAGCCGUGGCGCGGCUUGCGCCACAAGAUUACCACCGUUUCCACAGCCCCGUCGACGGCGAGAUUGUUUGUGUGAAAGAUAUCGCCGGCGAGCUAUACACCGUCAACCCUCAAGCAGUCAACGAAGACCUGAACGUCUUCACACUGAAUAAGCGCAGCGUGAUGCUGAUUCACGCGGACAUGGGCUUGAGCGCGCGCGUGCCCAUGGCCUUCGUCGCCGUAGGCGCCAUGCUUGUCGGCUCGAUCUGUUGGUCAAAGAAACCUGGCGACCGGGUACGCAAGGGCGAAGAGCUCGGCUGGUUCCAGUAUGGCGGGAGCACGUGCAUUCUCGUUGUGCCGCAGUCGUCCGGGCUCAAGUUUGACGAGGACCUGUUGCGCACGAGCCAGAAGGGGAUGGAGACGCUCGUGCAGGUCGGUACAAGCAUGGGGCAUGUUGGGCGACCGCGGGGUGUGCAGGAAGCGGAGUGGGAAGUGUAAGCGUGUAUGUAAGAUCCAUGAAUGUUAUGAUGUCCGAAG